AUGACGGACGUAAUGAUGCACGUGGAGCCAACAUCGGUUCAUCCAUGUUCCACGAAGAAGUCUUCCGUUCCUCAAGUGGAAUGCAGUUUACAUCCAUUAGUCAUUAUCAACAUUUCGGAGCACUGGACACGUGUUCGAGCUCAAACUAAGGACAAGACUGCCCAAAAGGUGUUUGGUGCUGUCCUCGGAAAGAUCGAUGAAGGACAUGUGGAGAUGGUUAACUCGUUUGAGUUGCGUAUGUUCACCUUAGAUGGUCACACUAGGUUUAAUGAGGAAUUUUUACGGCAACGGCUUGGACAAUAUAAGGAGGUUUUUCCGGAGCUAGACCUAGUUGGUUGGUAUUGCACAGGCCAAGGAUUCAUAGAGCAAGACGAAAUACUACUACAAUCGCUCUUCGCGGUAGCUAUAGAUUCUCCUUUAAUGGUAAAAUUGAACCCUUCUAUAGAUCCACAAGGAAAAAGAAAUGUCCCUGUGAAAGUUUUCUACAGUAAGGAAACUCCGCUAGUUUCUACUGGCCAUGAACUCACCGAAGUAGACUGGACCUUAGUGUCUGAGCAAAGCGAACGCAUCGGAAUUGAUCACAUCACACGGUUAUCGCAGGUUGGAGAUGAUGGUGCAGUAUCCAUCGAAGCCAAGCAGAUGCGUGCAGCUGGCUCCGCUGUUUCCAUGCUCCUUGACAAAAUAGGCAUUAUUUGCGAAUACCUCAUAGGGGUUCAGGAGGGAAAGUUCCCAUCGAACGACGAGAUCAUCAGAGAAGCGAACAAGAUUUGUCAACGUCUUCCACUGCUGAAACCAGCUGAGUUCGACGAAGGAUUCAAGGCACAGGAGAGGGAUGCACGAGCAGCGAUGUUGUUGGCGAAGAUGACAGAGAUCUGUGGAACAUUGAGCAGUCUUCAGGCAAAAACAAAUAUUCUGGGAACAAUCACUGCCUGGCGAACUAUCGCGACAAUCCCCCAACAACAGUCAAAGAAGAAGACAUCGCAAAGAGUAAUAACGCUCCCGCACAUUCGCCAGACGUGGAUUAACGGAGUCGCUGUCGGCCUUCACACGUUAAUUCUGGUUUACAGCGACCUCACUACCGCUAACAGCUGUUGCAGAAUUUUCCAAGACUACAAUGAUACUAUUAUUAUAUGUACCUUAUUCAUAAGCCUUCCACUAUUUUUACCAUGA
Messenger RNA from Necator americanus (New World hookworm), 1170 nucleotides. RefSeq lists its product as uncharacterized. Gene Ontology annotation, cellular component: COP9 signalosome. Bases 1 to 1170 code for a protein of 389 amino acids. Lineage: Eukaryota; Metazoa; Nematoda; Chromadorea; Rhabditida; Ancylostomatidae. Gene Ontology annotation, molecular function: metallopeptidase activity; protein binding. Gene Ontology annotation, biological process: protein deneddylation. The record is from RefSeq and is a predicted model, not a curated record. The transcript has 9 exons.